Hyaloscypha bicolor E is the source of this 5626-nucleotide messenger RNA. RefSeq lists its product as uncharacterized. Gene Ontology annotation, molecular function: ubiquitin protein ligase activity; zinc ion binding; ribosomal large subunit binding. Gene Ontology annotation, biological process: rescue of stalled cytosolic ribosome; ribosome-associated ubiquitin-dependent protein catabolic process. Gene Ontology annotation, cellular component: RQC complex; cytosol. The transcript is spliced from 5 exons. NCBI's taxonomy places the organism in Eukaryota, Fungi, Ascomycota, Leotiomycetes, Helotiales, Hyaloscyphaceae. The record is from RefSeq and is a predicted model, not a curated record. The coding region runs from base 287 to 5221 and encodes 1644 amino acids.
CCCCACCACAAGACAAUCAAUCAAUCAAUCAAUCACUCGUUUUCUUCCUCAGCACUUGCCUCUUGCUACGUUGCAGAACUGCAGACCGAGCAGGCACGACCGCCCUCUUCAUCUGUUCAUCUGUUCAUCUCUUCUUCUCUUCUUCUCUUGAUUUCUCCUUCUAUUCAGAUCCAUUCUCACUGCAAUAUCGACGCCGAGCCCCUCCACAAGCUACGACCGAACCACCCGACUCCCUAAUGUCACUCUCGAUCUUGACAACUCCCUGACAACGCAUCGCUCUGCCAAUAUGAGCAACCGGCAGUUUAAGUCACAGGCCUCGAGCAGCCGUGCUGCCGUGGGCGGCGGAGGAUUCGGUGCUUUUGGCUCUGCGUCGUCGAGUGGCAGCGUGCUGUCGUACCUCACACCUCCCCCUGACCUCAAGUACAUCAGCGAUCCCAACGUUGCAGUAGCAUUCAAGGCCUUGUCUAAGAAAGACGCUACUACAAAGACUAAGGCCCUAGAAGAUCUCCGCGCAUUCGUGCAAUCACCCCCCGAGUUUCAGGCAGGCAUAGAGAGCGCAAUACUCGAGGCUUGGGUGCAAUUCUAUCCAAAAUUGAGUAUAGACAAUUCAAGACGGGUCCGCGAACUCGCACAUCAAAUUCAAUAUGACAUUACCGCAACGGUCAAGAAGCGUAUGGAGAAACAUAUGCCUGUAAUAAUCCCUUCCUGGCUGGCAGGAACGCUGGAUAGAGAGCGCGUGGUUCUCAAGGCAGCAACUGACGGCCUGAAUCUCAUAUUAUACACCGAUGACAAGGUCCAGAAGUGUUGGAAGAUUUUUCAGCCCCAGAUCUUAGAAUACGCUCGAAGCGCUCUCGAUGAAACUCCACAGUCGCUCUGCGACGACAGAUCGAUGAGCGAAGACGAGAUUCAAGAGACCUAUUUAAGAGUUCUCGGAUCGAGUGCAUCACUCGUUGAGCACCUUCUCUCGCACCUGGACAAGCCCGAUCUUCUCAAUCACCAGGACAAAUACAAACUUUACUUCGACAACAACCCUGCCAAGUUAUGGGGUCUAAUUUCUUGCCAAGAUGCAUUUGUCAGAAAAGUGGUCGCUAAAUUGCUAGUCGUCUGCUUAAAGAAGCAGCAUGGUGUUGUUGAAGCGAACCUCGAGUUGAUCAGCAAAACAUUCAUUGCAGAAGCGUUUUCUAGCUCUCAAACUACGUCGGCCUACCAGCUAAUCCAAGCUUUGGAACCGCUUACAAACGCAUAUCCACAAGUAUGGACUUCGUCAUACAAGGCCAAAAAACCCGCUUUAUUGAAGCUCCAAAAGUUCAUUGCCAAAGGUUCUCAAGGUGGACCUGCAGCAUAUUGGCAAAGUCUCCAGUCUCUCCUCAAAAACCUACCUCGCGCUCUUCUUCCUAUAGAGAUCAGAGCCUCACUAGACUUCUUGUCAGCCCUUCGAGAUGGUAUCAACAGCAGAGAAGAGCACAGAAACAAUGCCGAACAGGCUUGGACCUGCUAUUUCCAUAUCGCCGAUUUCUUGGGCAAAUACCUGCCUGACGAGACCUCCCAAGGCAAAUUCUUCCAGGAUGCUGUGUUUCCGAUCUUCGAACAUUAUCUUCAUCCUUCGGUCGAAAACUCCAAAUGGUCGCUCGGCCAAAACACCCCAGCUCUCGCAAAGGCAUUUGUUAUUUGCGCUUCAACAACAGACACUGCUUUGCGUACAUUACUGAGUCAGGAGUGGCAGCGAUUGGCAGACGAGUUUAUUCUCAGAAUUCGUACAUCUUUGCCGGAGCAAUCAAAGGACUAUGCGGUCUCUCAAGCCUCGGUCGUCGCUGAAGGCAAUCGAUGGUUUUCGCUUGUAAAUGAGGUUUUCAGAAAUACCCCCAAUAUCGAAGUAAGCCAAAUCCUCGAGCAGCAUUCCAGCAGGAUUAUUACCGCUGCUCUCGCAGCCAUAACCACCCGCAAUGGAAAAGCCUACUCAGCUACGGCAACUCUGGAUGCUGCUUUGCGCCUUACUCCCCGCUUGUUUCGGAUCACAGAAAAUAUGAAUUCUCUCAAGACACUUUUCGAACAGAACUUCAAUCGUCUGCUCGUUUCUCCCUCGAUGGAGUAUUUGGUGUCCAUACUUCAUGGGUUUCAUUAUUUCACUGAACAAAAAUCCGACUUCGCAAAGUUCUGGCAGUCAGCUGUGGGCAGUAUUUUGCAACUUUCCGAAGAAGAGGAAGAACAGAAGCUUCGAACUAUCACAGCACUUAUAGCAAGCCACGAAGUUAAAAGCAUUGGCGCCCUCAACAAAGAAUUGCAGACGUUUUUGUAUAAGAUGUGUGUCAAAGCCUUGCACGCAAAUCAACAAGCUUGGCCGAUAUUUGAGACUGCAGUCACUUUUCACACUAUUGCACCCGCUCAAGCAAAGAUGGUCGUGCAGCAAAUUAUUUCGGGUUUCGAUAUCGUCAAUGUGUACCUCGAAUAUGCCUGCCGUGCCCUAGAGCUACUGGCCAAAAAGAAUAAGGAGCUUCUGCAGGACCAUAAUACCCAGAUGAUUCUGUUGGCCAAGUUUCUGGAAUUCAGUGAGAUCAGCGAUACGGUACCAGUGGCCGCAAAGGCAAUGAAUUUGCGAGUCCUCGUGGAGCCACAUAUAGAAGAUACGGACAAAAUCGAGGCGUCGCGACGCAGAGUCGUCCAACUCGUACGCGACGAGUUAGAAAGUGCCUCGCCUCAAUCAUUACUCGUUGGCACACUUUUCAAAGAGGCACAUGGCACAAUGAGACGUGUUCUGCUUCCAGAAACUAUAGCUUCGUUUUUCCCAGAGCUCCUCCCUUGGGGCGAAGCACUUGCACCAUUCCUACAGAAGCCCCCUAGCCUGGCUUUAGCUGUCCUGAGACCGUUUGCCGGUGCCGUGUUCCUUGUUAGCGAUUUGAAGAAUAUUUCUCUUUCGAUUUCCUCAAGAGAUACAAAAGGCUAUUCAGUUGCCCUGCGCAUGGCACUUUUCGCGACCCACUUACUAGGUCUUCACGAGUUCACUCAAAUCGUAUCGCAAGACCUGCAAGCACAAUAUCUGUAUCUCCUUGGCCUGACUUACGAGCUAGUCAAUGACCAAAUAGAUCUGCUUGAGAACGACAUUCUCUUCGAGUCGCAUAUGGAUCCAGAUUCUAUGGAAGAGCUUCGAAAAAUGCUUCGGGUCAUUUUAGCGACAUUUGCUGCUGUUGCAAGGAAUGCGAGUUCUUGGCGAGAGGAGGUUGAAGGUUUACCUGCUCACGACACUUCCCGAACGGUUCGGGAGCUGAUCGGCACAUUUCUUAAUGCUUCACGUUCUCUAGAUCCCCAGGGAUACUACGCUGGAAAGGCGCUCUCCCGAUUUUUGGAGAUUUUAUCGAGCAUGCAAGACUGGAUCAUUACUGGCGGCGACGAAUGGCUCGAGCAACUUGGAAUCAUGAACAGUAUGACACAGAAUAUUUUCGGAGCCUCUGCGAUCCUGAUAGGUUUUGAAGCGAGCCUACGCCCUCAUAAACCAAUCAACACACUGUGCAACCGUCUUAUUAGCGAUAUAUCUGUCGCAUCUCCGCACGAAAGGACGCUUCAGAAGCUUUUUCUUUUGAACUCCUGCCUCGCAGUUUAUACCAAGGACCAGGCAGAGAUUCCUGUCGCGCAGAUCCGACUAAUCUCUGUAGUGAAACAGAUACUCUCUUGGUCCAAGGCUUUAGCUACAACCCAUGUUGAACUCGGCUCUGAGGCAUGUCGCGCUCUGCACCCGCUUCUCCCGGCCAUCAAGGAUGUCUACGGCUCCUACUGGCAAGAUGCGCUUAACUUAGGUGUCGGUAUUUGGAGCGCAGACGAGCUUGUUUGCCUUUCAGACCUCCGACUUCCUGGAGUUGGAAUGUCUCUAAAAUUGGUGUCAAUUCUGCAAAAUUUAGCAGAUGCCAACGAUGACUUGACCGAUGCACUUGUUCAAUCCAAUAGCGCGAUCUCCAGUGGACUGGCCAAUUUGCUGAAGCUUGAAAGAUCAAAGGACAACCUACCACUUCAAUUUGUUGAUGACAUUCUUCUGCGACAAGUCACCAAGAUUGACACCGCUUCCAUUACAGAUUUAUCAGGGCUGUAUGGUCUGGUUUGGUCAGAUUUCCGAAUGGUGCAAUCCGCUGCAUUUGAUAUUCUUCAAAAGACGCUUGUUGAGGCCCAAGGACAAAUUUCUCUUGAAGUUGCUCUCACAGGAACAAGUGCGACAAUUGAGGGCGAACUGUUGUCUUUACUCCUUGAGGCUCCGAAGAUCAACGAUUACCAAGAUGCAGAUCUCGAAUUAUUCCCACUCUCUGUGCGCCGAUAUCUACUCUCGUGGCACCUUGUUUUUGACUCGUUUUCGUCAGCUUCCAAUAUGGUUCGGCGCGAUUACAGCGACGAGAUUAAAACAGGAGGCUACCUUAGCCCAUUUCUGGAAUUCAUGUUUGAUAUCCUAGGGCACUCCGCGGCCAGCCCCCUCAAGCUCGACAGGGAAUAUGUCGACGAUUCCAUGAUACGAAAAUACGACAUGUGGGACGCAACGAAUUCAGAGUCCUUGGAGCAUGACAUGCACUGGCUUCUUGUUAAUCUGUACUAUCUCUGCUUGAAGUACAUUCCAGGUGAAGUCAAAAGCUGGUGGUUGAACUGCAAGGAACGACAAACUUCUAUUGCUGUCAGAGCUUGGACUGAAAAAUAUUUUUCAACGCUGAUCGUGCAAGACCUAUUGGAUGACGUUAGUCAGUGGUCGGAGAAGCAGGAAGCUGAAUCGGACGAUGAGAAGAAACUUCAGGUCAAAGUUUCCAAGAACUCAAGAGAAGUGUCCGCGGGGUAUGAGAUUGAUGAAAUGGAGAUGAAAAUGGUCAUCCGUUUGCCUCCAGCAUACCCGUUGUCAAUCGCUACAGUCGAAAGCGUUAAUCGAGUCGCUAUCCCGGUCGAAAAGUGGCAGACCCUUCUCAGGAGUACGCAGGGGAGAAUUCAGUUCGCAGACGGUUCUAUCGUGGACGGCUUGGAAACUUUCCGAAAGAAUGUAGCCGACGCUUUGAAGGGACACGUAGAAUGCGCCAUCUGCUACUCUAUUGUCUCAUCCGAGAAAAGACUCCCCGACCGGAAAUGCGCCACUUGUAAUCACCUGUUCCACAACGACUGCCUCCACAAAUGGUUCAAGACCAGCAACUCCAGCACAUGUCCUCUCUGCCGCACCCAGUUUCAGUACAUCACAGUGGGCAGUCGACCUCGGGAGCGAGUCUGAUUUGACAUGUUGGAUGGUCUCGGUGGAUCUGCUUCUAGGGUACAGUCUUCGAUUUCCCACCGGAAAUAAACUUGACGAAACCGAUAUUAUGUUAGGAUUACACGCUUUACGAUACAUGAGAUAACGAGAUACAGUCAUCCCGCAUUUUCAAGUGCUGACGUGCGGAGGCCUGUUUCCCAUAUUCCAUUGAUGAUACUGCAGGAGCGGGUACUAGCACCGAGGCAGCUUCAAAGAUCUCUCUUUGAGUUUCAUGCCCUGUAACUGUCAUUUAGAUAGAUGCUGGCCACUUGGACAAAUGUACCAAUUCCGCAAAAAUGGAAUUUCAUUAAACAUGAGACCUUUGCGUCCGAGCUCAAGUGCUUGUAAAUGAUUGAUUGACUUUGAGAUAUGCGCCCUUAGUGUUUG